AAAUAUGGCAACGUAGCGUUCGCGUUCAACAAUGUUAUGUUCCUAUUUAAUUUUGUUCAAUUUUAAAUUUCUGUUCAGGAAUAGAUUAUUUAUUUGAAUUAGCAAUGAAGCCCUGUAUUAUUUGUAAAGAUAAAGAGGGCAAAUACAAGUGUCCAACCUGCUUAGUUUAUUAUUGUUCCGUCACUUGCUGCAAUGAACACAGAAACACAAAAUGCACGUUGACUAAACGGAAAGAAGAAGAAAUUGUUGAAGAUAGUAACAAGUACGAAUUUAGGGCAAGAGAUACGAUUCCCCACAAGAAAUUAAAGCUGCUCGAGGAAGAUAAAACGUUAAAAAAUGUACUUGCCAAUCCUCACUUACGUUCCUUAUUGAAGACUGUCGAUAAAUCCGAGCAACCGGAGACCAUCAUGCAAAAGGCGAUGUUAGAGCCUAUCUUUGUAGAAUUUGCGGAUGCUUGUUUAAAAGUGGUUGAACCGGAAAGCACUGAUGAUUAAUUUUUAUGUACUCGCAACUAAUUUAUAUAUUUUUUCUAAUAUUUAGUAAUUAUAAGUUG
Messenger RNA from Photinus pyralis (common eastern firefly), 553 nucleotides. Its product is annotated as zinc finger HIT domain-containing protein 3. Gene Ontology annotation, molecular function: protein binding. Lineage: Eukaryota; Metazoa; Arthropoda; Insecta; Coleoptera; Lampyridae. Gene Ontology annotation, cellular component: nucleus; pre-snoRNP complex. Gene Ontology annotation, biological process: snoRNA localization; box C/D snoRNP assembly; maturation of LSU-rRNA from tricistronic rRNA transcript (SSU-rRNA, 5.8S rRNA, LSU-rRNA). The coding region runs from base 105 to 494 and encodes 129 amino acids. The record is from RefSeq and is a predicted model, not a curated record. The transcript has 3 exons.